Messenger RNA from Didymodactylos carnosus, 1424 nucleotides. NCBI's taxonomy places the organism in Eukaryota, Metazoa, Rotifera, Eurotatoria, Philodinida, Philodinidae. The record is from the annotation of a GenBank genome assembly.
AAAAUCACCAUUUCUGAGGGGGGGGGCCUUAAUUGUAUAUCGUCGCUUUGAUAAUAUGAAUGAAAAUAAUCUAACAUUUCUUGUUUUGAUGCUGUAUCACCGGUUUGCAUAUUUAUUAAUAUAUCACGUAAUAAUUUAUACCAUAAAUAAUUCACAGAUUCAUAUUCUAAAUCACGUACGUAUUGCUUUAUUUUGUUGAUUAAAUAUUUUAAAAAUAGUCGAUCGUUUGGAUAUUAAACGUAUUUGUUUACGUAUUGCAUGAAAUAAUUAUUCAUAUUCUAUAUAAACACUACUAAUUUUGAAUAUUCUUUCUGAUUUUGAUACACUUGUUUAUUUAUACAAAUGAUAUAAAACGAAUCGGGUUUUUCGUUAUCAUGAAAUAAUCGUAAAAUUUCUUCUGAAUAUUGAUCGGAUAUAAUAAGAAAAUUAUUUUAAUCAGCAAAAUUAGUCAUAGAAUCAGUUAGUUCGGCUAUAUUAAAACUUUGAAGACAAUCAUCAUGUAAUUGUUCAAAUGGAUUUUUUUAUAUUUUAAUCAAUAUUACAAUCAUUUAUUAAACUAUAUUAAGCUUAUAUCGUCAUUUUUAUGUACGGACAAAACAUUUAAUGUUAAGUUAAUACCAGAUUGCUUUAAUGAGCGUUGAUUCGACAGUUUUCCUCAAGAAUGAUUCACUUGAAGAAAGGAUAUUAUUACUCUAACUGUUUUCGUCUACUUUUAACUAUGAGUUAGAAAACUAUGUGGAUGUUUUCUAUAAUCCUUAUUGCGAUUAAUUCACUUAUGUCCUUAUGAACGUAACAGAAAAAGGAAGAAAUUUCUGCCAUUCAUAAUUGUGGAUUCUUCAAAAAAGAAAAAAGAAAACUAAAGAAAAAUAUUAUAACAUACAAUACUUUUUUAUUUUGUUGUGUGCUACGAAGAAAAAAUGUUUUAUUUCAUUUCUUUCGAAUACAGUGUUUUGUUAUCACUAUUUUUUAGAUAUUCUUCACACUGUAUCCAAAACAGAGAUCAGCACGAGCCAGGCUAGAAAUGUUUAUAGAGUGAUCGCAUUUUUUAAUCAUGCGUGUGUUUGUAAUUUAGGUAUGCAUUGAAAAAUGUCGAAGGAAUGGAUAAUGAUGAACUUGAUCAGAAAGGUAAACUAAAAAGUUGCGGUUUUCGCUGUUCAAAAGAAAAUGUUGGGGCUACAAGAAAAACUAAAAAGUUUUGUCCCAAAAUUACCUGCAGGUGGUGUACCUUGCGAAGAUAUUUUGCGAAAGAUGUCACACCACUGAAAAAGUUUCGAAUUUUAACUUUUGAGACGACAGACAGGUAGCCCGGACUGAGAUAUUCGUUUCUAGAGCAGUCCCAGGUCGUUAGCUUACAAGGUUCCGGAGCUAGAAAGGUUCUCCGGAGACCACGCUAAUUCGGUCUGGACACGUCGGAAGAUCUCGGA